Perkinsus marinus ATCC 50983 is the source of this 3744-nucleotide messenger RNA. RefSeq lists its product as hypothetical. The record is from RefSeq and is a predicted model, not a curated record. Lineage: Eukaryota; Perkinsozoa; Perkinsida; Perkinsidae. Gene Ontology annotation, biological process: proteolysis. The transcript has 35 exons. Gene Ontology annotation, molecular function: metallocarboxypeptidase activity; zinc ion binding. Bases 1 to 3744 code for a protein of 1247 amino acids.
AUGCUACGGUCGAAGUGUGUGGUUACAGAGCUACAGGACAAGGUUAAACUGUCGGAUCUCCGUCGUAUUUUGACGGUAUACUUGGAUGAGCUGAAGAACAGAUUAGUUUUUAAAGGGGAGGCGAGCGCUAGUGUCACUGGUGCUGCUGCUGCUGCUGCUUCCGGCAGCGAAUGUAAAUGUGCCUUUGAUGCUCGCCGUGAUGAUGUGUGUGUUGCCUUAGCUGAACCACAGAUGGUGGCGACUACCACUCACGAAAGGCAGCACCCUGCUGAAUACAUCUCACGGGAUGUGUUCGUCAAUGCUGGGUUUGCCUUUGUGGCGGAAGACCCGAAGAAGGCCUAUCAGGCCUCGGUGAAUCACAUACGCUUGUUGCAGAGUCAUAAUUUACUCACGACCCAGCUACUGUGUACCAAUGACGCAAUGCAGCAGUAUAACAUGUACACCUCGCUGACUGGAAAUUUGGGAGACCUCGUUCCUUCUGCCGAUGGCAACUAUGUGAGAGCAAUAGUGACUAGGAUCAAUACACUAUAUGAACUCGGUGGGAUGGACGAGCCUCCCUCCGCGUCAACAUUGAAGGUUUUGCUACGGACGUUGAAGUUUGGGAUGAACACAGCUAAGGAACGGAGUACAGUUGCGGCCGUUUUAGAGAAGCUCGCUGAUGGUCUUGCUAAUAAGCAGACAUAUGAGCGCAAUCAAGAAGCGAAGCAGAAGAGGUUGUUGGCUGAGCCGACGGUCGAGGCUAAAUGGCGUCAUCCAGCGAGAGUUGAGGCGUCCAAGUCGUUCAUAAGGUGGAAGGGCGUUACGCCGUGGACUCUAGACCAGGUGCUUGCAAUGCUGGGGAUAUCACGCGACAAGAGGAGGCGCUUCUUGGGUGAACCGUAUUCUUCUGAGGAUAAGGGGCCUGUGCUGAAGUCGGUAAAGGAAGAGGAGGAGGAGGGGGAUGAGGAUGAUAAGGAGAUGGUCGCGAAAGCAUUAAAUGAGCCUCUGACCGAACCUGAUAUGCAAUGGGACGCUGAUGUGAUGUGGGAGAUGAUGCGGAAAGCGGCUAAGGUCAAGGAUGCUGAUGAUGGGGAAGCUGUGUUAGCGUCGUUCGUGCCCCCAACGGCCAAUAAGAUGUGGGCGAAUACCUUCCUUGACGAUGUGAAGCUGGAGGAAGGCAGAAUACAGAAGUCGAGGAGGCUGGGGAAUGCUCAGGCCUUGAAAGAGCUGCCUGCUCUUAAGCCACAGGACCUGCUUGAUUUCGGAUACAUGUACCUCACACAUUUGGCGUAUGAGGUGAUAGUCUCGGAGGGCGCUGAGAGGGAGAAAACGGAGCUGCCUAAUGGUCUCAUUCAGAAUCAAAUGAUGCAUAUGACCUUUGAUGAUCUACCAGAGGAGUUGAACGUGAAGUCGCCUCUUGCCCUUGUCACAGCUAAUGGUGAUACUCCCCAGGACGAGAUCAUUCGCCUACAGAUGCUGCUCACUCUACGGCAAUACCUGUGUUUCGGCCACGGGACUGCUGGUCGAGGCACUACUGGCAAGUCGAAGAAAGUGGCAUCGUCAGCUGCUCAGCAGUCGCCAGAGAACCCUCGGGAUGCAUUCGAGAUGAGAGUGAGGCGCCUGGUUGGUCUGGCCGAGGAGCUGCCGUCUAUGCGGGGGGCUGCCUCGGGGAGGAUACUACAAUGGUGGAAACCAGACAUACAUGAUAGCGCUGUACUGGUGUUAUUCGUGAUUUACGGCUUACCGGACACGUGGCGAACGAAGGACCUCCUCCUCAAGGACGAACUACCUUUCUACCAGUACUGCAAGACUGCGUUGUGCGUUGGAGGGCACUCUCAGAGACGACGACGGUGUAACGAUGGUCGAGCCGAUGAUCCUAAUUCGCUCGCUUUCAAGGUCAAGAUGCAGCUGAUGGAUGAGGUUAUGCCGGCGCUGAUGGGAAGAUUGAAGGACAUCACAAGGCUGCAUCUAUUUCGAAUGUAUCCUCCUCCGGCUCCUCCGCCGCAACGCACUGUAAAGGCUGGGUCUGCAGCGCGACUUAUUUGUCAUAAUUUGCCUCACAUGGGUUUCAUCGGCAGUAUCGAGCAGUUCAUCAAUCUCCGCACGGCGAGGAUGUUCAUCUAUGGCGGUGUCAGUGCCGUCUUCCUCUAUAAGGCUACUCCCGUUAUGUAUCGUUGGGAGAUGUUGCCUACCUUUUUGGUGAAGACCGAGGCGUAUAAGGCGAGAGAGGCUAUGAUCGCCUUUGACAACAUGAAGGGUAUCGUAUAUGGCCCUUAUGAUAAGGGUGGCCUUGAAGGCCCUCCUACGAAGAUACCAGAGACGUCGGUUGGUAUGAUGAAGGUGGAUCCGAUGGAUGAUAUGAGUAUUGUGAUAGGGUCAAUCAAUAACUAUCCCAACACUGCUGAAGCGGAGGAACUGCUCGAUAAGUUUAUGACGGGAUGUUCGGAAUUGAUAAGGAAAGAAGAGAUUGGUGAAUCUUUGGAACAUAGAAAGAUCUUUGCUUAUGUGCUCACUAAGAAGGAUACUAAUGUUGUAGAGAAGCCUAGGCUGAUGGUGACUAGUUUGAUGCAUAGCAGGGAGCCUGUUCGUGAGGGUUUCUCAUGGAAACUGUGUGAUCAGGAUCGUCUCGAGAACUAUGCGUUAUACAAGUUCGUUGAAGAUCCUAAGAUGAGGGACGCUCGUAAGAAUCGCCGUGAAACAUGCCCUCAGGACCCGGUGAGUAGUGGUGUUGAUCUGAAUCGCAACUUUGAUUACAAAUGGACUGGACAGUACGCUAAGUGCAGUGAGGAGUAUGCCGGAGAGAAGCCAUUUAGUGAGCCGGAGACCCAGGCGUUGAAAAGGAUGGUGGAAGAAAGGGAAUUCAAAAUCGCCCUCAAUUUCCACUCCUAUGGGACGAUGCUUACCUACCCUUACAACUAUGCCAUUACGGGUGAGGCCCCUCUACCAGCAGACGAUGAGGCAGUGUUUGAGGAGCUGGCGGAGGUCUUUGGCUUUAAGCGCCACGGUGCAGCUCAUAAGCUCUUACGGUAUACCGCGACGGGGGAGAGCGAUGACUGGUUCUAUGGCGCUAGAGGGAUCAUCAGCAUGUCUCCUGAGGUUGGCAGCGAGUCGGGAGGAUUUUACUCGCCCGCGGAGGAGAUACCUGGCAUAGUUCAUCGCAACUAUCGCCGAAUAAGGCAUGCUCUUCAUAAGGCGGGAUUGGAGUUAAGAAGAGUAACUUGCAGCGCUGGUGUGGCGGCUGGCAGGAUGAAAUUGAGCCUCAAAAAUGGAGGCUUGGGUGCGGGGUUCGGGAAGUAUGCGGCAGUGGCAGUGAGGGGCUGUGGCCCGUCACCAGUGACGGGGAAAAUCGCCCAACUUGGCCGACGGAGCGAUACGGAUUUUGAGGUGUCAUGCCCGGUAGAGUCGAUGACUACCGGUAAGGAUCAUGAGAUUUGCAUAGUAGAGGAAAUCCCCUCAAGUGUGAGCCCAGCGAUAUGUCGUUGCGCAGUAACGAGGAUGGGAGGGGAGGCCAGCAGGCGAGCUGAAUGGACAACGCCUUUGGAGGAUGAUAAUGGCAUGGAGCGAUGGGUGGUGGUUGCAGCGGUAGUGGUAGCGAUAGCCUGUUUAUGGCUAUUCAUCUACACGUUGUGGUGUGCUGCGUCACAGAAACUACUCAUGAGGAGGGUUGCUGCUAAUAACCAGAGCCGGUAUGCGAAUCUGGAGAUAGGAGCUUACGACCUCGAGAACGCGGUAGCACAGACUGGUGCUGAAAUUGAUAGAGAAUAA